GUUGCAAAGCUUUAGUCGGACAGUUGGUUGCUUUUGGCAUUCUCUUCACUACCAUCAUCAUCUCUAACUUUCUCUCUCUUCCAUUCUUUUUCAUUCUCAAAAACCCUAAUCUUACCCCAUUUUCACUAUUCUCUCUCUUUCUCCAUCUUUGAUCUUUCCGAUUCAUCGCCGAUUUACUGCGGGUCGACUCAAUGAGUCACCCGGAUGAUUCACUGUGUUAGUUGAAUUGUUAAGUUUUAAGUGUUCUUCAUAGUGGUACUUAAUUUACUUAUUUAUAACUCGAUGUGCGAUAAUGGCGGCUUCUCUUGCGGCAUUUGAACGUCCUAGACUUGGUCCUUCGAACACGGUUUUUAAGAGUGGACCGCUUUUCAUCUCCUCUAAAGGAUUGGGAUGGAAAUCUUGGAAAAAGCGUUGGUUUAUUCUGACUCGCACCUCCUUAGUGUUCUUUAAAAAUGAUCCCAGUGCUCUUCCUCAAAGAGGCGGAGAAGUGAAUUUGACACUGGGUGGCAUUGAUUUAAAUAAUUCAGGAAGCGUUGUUGUUAGAGAGGAUAAGAAAUUGUUGACAGUACUUUUCCCUGAUGGACGUGAUGGGCGAGCAUUUACGCUUAAGGCUGAGACAUCAGAGGAUUUAUACGAAUGGAAGACAGCUCUGGAGCAAGCUCUGGCACAGGCGCCUAGUGCUGCUCUUGUGAUGGGUCAUAAUGGCAUAUUUCGAAAUGACACGAGUGAUGCAAUUGAUGGUUCUUUUCAUCAAUGGAGAGAUAAGCGCCCUGUUAAAUCAUUGGUUGUUGGACGACCAAUCUUACUAGCUUUGGAAGAUAUCGAUGGUGGACCUUCUUUUUUGGAAAAAGCUCUCAGAUUUCUUGAAACCUAUGGGACCAAAGUGGAAGGAAUUUUACGACAGUCAGCUGAUGUUGAAGAGGUGGAGCGCAGAGUCCAGGAUUAUGAACAAGGCAACAAUGAGUUUGAUCCGAAUGAGGAUGCUCAUGUCAUUGGUGACUGUGUGAAGCAUGUCCUUCGCGAGCUCCCUUCUUCCCCAGUUCCAGCGUCUUGCUGCACUGCAUUGCUUGAUGCUUAUAAAAUUGACCGUAAGGAAGCACGGAUAAAUGCCAUGAGAUCAGCAAUAUUGGAGACGUUUCCGGAACCAAAUCGGAGAUUGUUACAACGAAUUUUGAAAAUGAUGCACACAAUCGCUUCUCAUUCUUCUGAUAAUCGGAUGACUCCUUCUGCCGUUGCUGCUUGCAUGGCACCUUUACUUCUACGCCCUCUUUUAGCGGGCGAGUGUGAGCUGGAUGAUGAUUUUGAUGUGAAUGGUGAUAAUUCAGCUCAGCUUCUCGCUGCAGCUAAUGCUGCUAACAAUGCGCAGGCUAUUAUUGCAACACUUUUAGAGGAGUAUGAGAACAUCUUUGAUGAUGAUAGUUUGCAGAGAUGCUCAAUUUCAGCUGAUUCUCGGAUUGAAAAUAGUGGAAGUGAUGAUUCCACAGAUGGCGGAAAUCUAGAUGUUAAAGAAAAUGGGUUUCAUAACACUGAAAAUGAAGCAGAGCCCGAAACAGAUGAUGAUCAGGAACGAGUGUUGAGUGGUAAACUGAGCGAAAGCAGUGGCUAUGGUGGCAGUGACCUUUACGAUUAUAAGGUUCAAUCUUUUGGAGUUGAAUAUUCUGAUGGUUCUCCUAUGGCCAAUAUUGCAAAGUCUGUUAAUUCUAAACCUCGGACAGAUACACAAGCGAUUAGGGAUUCUAACGCUGAGUCGAGUGAUCAAAAUAAGUCAAUAAAGGUAACUGAAAGCUCAACAAAUGGUAUAGACAGUCCGAAGGUAACAGCUGGGGAACCUUAUCGUUCAAUGGGGGAGAUACUGUCAUCAAUGGAUCCAGGACCUCCAUUAGCUAUUGCAGGUCCUGAAUCAAGUGCUGAGAAGUCAAGUAAUAAGCUCUCAGGCUCUAGUGCUAAGCGGUCAACUUUCUGGAGCAGAAGCACUGUUCGUAAAACGCCAUCGAUGGAGUCCGUUGAUUCUUCAGGAGAGGAAGAACUUGCCAUCCAGAGGCUUGAACUAACAAAGAAUGACUUACGACACCGUAUUGCGAAAGAGGCUAGGGGAAAUGCAAUAUUACAAGCUAGCUUGGAGCGAAGGAAACAAGCUCUGCAUGAGCGUCGGUUAGCACUUGAACAAGAUGUACAAAGACUGCAAGAACAAUUACAAGCUGAAAGAGACCUUAGAGCUGCUUUAGAGGUUGGUUUAAGCAUGUCUUCUGGUCAAAUUUCUAGUUCACGUGGUAUGGAUUCCAAGACAAGGGCUGAGCUUGAGGAGAUUGCUCUUGCUGAAGCAGAUGUGGCCAGGUUGAAGCAAAAAGUGGCGGAAUUACACCAUCAACUCAAUCAGCAACGGCAGCAUCAAUUUGGAUCUCUAUCUGAUGCAUGUGACAGGAGAUUUCUUCAGCAAGACUUUGAUAGUACACUUGCCUUCUGCAAACAGCGAAAUGAGGAGGGUUCAUUGCUGCCAGAUUGGACUCACAUCAAGGGACAAAUGUUAGCUGCUGGAAGCAGCAACAGGCAGCCUCGUAAGCAGUUCCUGGAGCCAAUGGGCCUGAGUGAUCCAAAAAGCACUGAACCAUCCGCUAGUAUGUCUUUUGAUGAGUUUGGCGGUGUUGAUUCAGCCUCCAUGCCAUCUACCUCCAGGGUAGCAGAGGCAUUAGAUUUUCCCCGACACCCAUCAGCUGCAUCAUCCACAUUAGUUGAGUUAACAACCCGGCUUGACUUUUUCAAAGAACGGCGAUCCCAACUGAUGGAGCAGCUGCAUCACCUCGAUUUGAACUAUGGGGUACCAACCUCCCAAGACUAUUUGUACAGACCAUCUUCGCCAUCAUGGAGCUGACUUUGUGCUCAAGUGCUCAGCCGGAACAAAUCACAGAGAAAUGAGCCCGGUGUUUAUUAUUUGUACAUCCUUUUACUGAUUGCAUAUAGUUCUCCUGUAAUAUUAUUUGUGCUUUUCUAAGCGAUCACUGCUUUCGAUCUUUUCUUCAAUUUAGAUAAUUUUGUACUCUUUAGUGCGGUUUGUUCAUGAAAUCGCGGUUGAAGACAGUUUCUUUUUCGUUCACUACCUGUUUAUUUUUGCCCCGAAGUCUGAACUAUGUAGAGAAUGACAGAGCUUGUAUUGUAUGUAUAUCAUUGUUUUGUAUCGAAGUAUGAAAACCGAACCCGAGAGGGAAAAAAAGAGAAAAAGAGGACAAGUAGUGAUAUAUGUAGUAUUUUUAAUAAGUACUAGAAUUGUUCUCUUGCAUUAUAGAGUAUGCAAAUCAUGUGUGCUAAUACAGAAGUUGACAUGUAUACAUUAAUUUCUCUAAUAUUUAAGGCUUCUGUCUUACUCUUAUUUAUCAA
Molecule: messenger RNA, 3372 nt
Organism: Amaranthus tricolor (Joseph's coat)
Lineage: Eukaryota; Viridiplantae; Streptophyta; Magnoliopsida; Caryophyllales; Amaranthaceae
Product: rho GTPase-activating protein 7-like
Exons: 22
Coding region: 293-2869 (858 amino acids)
Biological process (GO): signal transduction
Source: RefSeq, a predicted model, not a curated record